CAGUUUUGAAUUGAACACAACGCGAAACGCUUGAACUUCAAGUCAUUUUGAGUGUCAUCUGAUAACUCUCAUUAUCAACAAUUUCUACGCGCAUUCCUUCUUUACUUGCAAAGGAUAUAAGAAAAAAAAGAUGUCUCUUUUACCAUACUUGUUUGACGACUUUCCGGUCACUCGUCCACGCCGUCUCAUGGACCAGCACUUUGGUUUGGGAAUAACACCUGAUGACCUGCUGACAAUUGCCGCUGGACCGUUGCUUAAUAGGGAAUACUAUCGGCCAUGGCGUCACCUGGCUGCUGCAACACGAGACAUCGGUUCCAAUAUCAAAGCCGACGCUGACAAGAUCCAGAUUAACUUGGAUGUCCAGCACUUCGCGCCAGAGGAGAUCUCUGUAAAGACCGUUGAUGGAUUCAUCGUGGUGGAAGGAAAGCAUGAAGAGAAGCAAGACCAGCACGGUUAUGUAUCUCGUCAGUUUGUGAGGAGAUAUGCUCUUCCAGAAGGCACAUUACCAGAGACCGUGGAAUCUAGGCUGUCUUCAGAUGGUGUGCUGACGAUAACAGCCCCGAAGAAGGUUCCAGAAGCAAUCAAGGGAGAGCGGAAGGUUCCCAUCGCGCAAACUGGACCAGUCAGAAAGGAGAUCAAGGAUCAGAGCGAAGGAACCAAUGAGAAGCCUCAGUGAAAUGUUAACUAAAAGUAUUCCAAAGAUAGGCAGUGCCAUAAGACUGAUUUUUGUUUUAUAAUUUUCAUUUGAAUUGAUUUUUUUCAAUAAAAACCUUUUUUUAAUUUUAUUUUUU
This is a messenger RNA of Vanessa atalanta (red admiral), 791 nucleotides long. Its product is annotated as protein lethal(2)essential for life-like. Gene Ontology annotation, biological process: response to heat; protein refolding. The coding region runs from base 131 to 676 and encodes 181 amino acids. NCBI's taxonomy places the organism in Eukaryota, Metazoa, Arthropoda, Insecta, Lepidoptera, Nymphalidae. Gene Ontology annotation, molecular function: structural constituent of eye lens; protein folding chaperone. The record is from RefSeq and is a predicted model, not a curated record. The transcript has a single exon.